CCAUGUCAGUGUCGCCCUCUCUCAAAUCAUCAUCAAACUUUGAUAGUAAUGAAGACUUGCUAAACUUGAUCACUUCUUCAUGGGAUAAAAAUCGCAAAUCAACCCUUCAAAACUCAAAAUGGACGCGCGACUAUCUCUCUAGACUGACAUCUUUAUCUCUAAAUGAGCUCAUCAAAGAACCUACUGAGCUCAGAGCAGAACAAGAAAAGACAAAACAGGAUGCCCAAAUGCUGGCCUACAAAGAUUAUCCCGUAUUUAUUCAUGCCCAAGAAUGUCGACUCGAAUUAGACGAGACCCUACAAGGUCUCGAUGGACAUCUCAACACCUUUGUCUCGGCCAUUCCUGACCUUCAAGACGCAUGCAAAGUAUUUACUCAGCAAGCACAAGCUAUAGUAGAAGACAGGACCAAGAUUACACGUGUUCUAGAACAUCAGAAUGUACUGGUAGAUCUACUAGAAAUUCCACAACUGAUGGACACUUGUGUGUGGAAUGGUUAUUAUUCAGAGGCUAUGGACCUAGCUUCUCACGUCCGCCUUCUUUUGGUACAAUAUCCUUUACCUGUAAUCGAAAGCAUUCAACAACAGGUCCAGGCAUCGUGUGACUCAAUGUUGGUUCAACUUGUGUCUCAUUUGCGACGCCCUAUCAAGCUAGCGGCUGCUAUGAGUGUUAUUGGUCACUUGCGACGAAUGGAAGCAUUUCAGUCAGAAACUGAACUUCGUGUGGUUUUUCUUCGAUCGAGGCACGAGUUCUUGGAACAGCGUCUAGAGAGAGUCAGGCAAAAAGACCGGUCUGAAGAUAUACGAAAAAGAAGUCAAGGUGCAUUCGAAUGUUUGAAGCGAUAUAUUGAUGUUAUGCGAGAGCAGAUGUUUGAAAUUGCAAAGCAGUAUAUGUCUGUGUUCCCUGGUCAGGAAAGUAUGUUGCUGGUGUCUGAUUAUAUGAUCUUCUUGAUCACGCAGAUGAGGGACAUGCUAAAAGAAGAACUCCGGUUUAUCAAGGAUACAUCUUCCUUAGCAUCUCUUCUCACCCAGCUCCAAUAUUGUGGUGUAUCGCUUGGACGUAUUGGAUUAGAUUUUCGACAUUUGUUUGUGAACUCGUUUGAAGACGCUGUGCUCCCUCUUAUUCAAGAAUGGAUUAGUGAAGCAACUGCAGAUGCCCUCAAGGAAAUCACAUUAGCUACAAACAAUCUUUCUUCCCCUAGCUCGUGGAUGUCUGUCAACGUGGCAUCCUCGCUACAUUGGCAAGAUAAUGCGCAAAAAAGACAUGUCCACCAACCACCGAUGCUACUAGUAGACUAUCCUAUUCUGGCAGUAUUCACCAACAAUAUACUCUCAACAUUCAAUGCGUUACGACUGUUACCUGCUGUCGGUUUAUUUAAGCCAAUCCAAGACCACCUCAACGAAUGUUUCCUAGAAAUUGGCAAUGCUCUCAAACAGUAUUCUGAUCAAGCCGUUUUACGUAUUCCAGAAGAGAAUGUGUUUUUGCAAUCUUUCUGCGCUGCUUAUGUUCGCUGGUUUCGUGGUAUAUUUCAGCAAAUGGAUAUUACAGAAACCAUUCCUGCUCACACAAUAUUAUACUACGAGAAGCAACUCGGAACCUAA
This is a messenger RNA of Phycomyces blakesleeanus NRRL 1555(-), 1598 nucleotides long. RefSeq lists its product as hypothetical. NCBI's taxonomy places the organism in Eukaryota, Fungi, Mucoromycota, Mucoromycetes, Mucorales, Phycomycetaceae. Gene Ontology annotation, biological process: intra-Golgi vesicle-mediated transport. The record is from RefSeq and is a predicted model, not a curated record. Gene Ontology annotation, cellular component: COG complex. The transcript is spliced from 2 exons. The annotation marks the transcript as partial.